This is a messenger RNA of Ipomoea nil (Japanese morning glory), 859 nucleotides long. RefSeq names its product ubiquitin-fold modifier-conjugating enzyme 1. The coding region runs from base 110 to 634 and encodes 174 amino acids. Gene Ontology annotation, cellular component: cytoplasm. The transcript has 3 exons. Gene Ontology annotation, biological process: protein K69-linked ufmylation. NCBI's taxonomy places the organism in Eukaryota, Viridiplantae, Streptophyta, Magnoliopsida, Solanales, Convolvulaceae. The record is from RefSeq and is a predicted model, not a curated record. Gene Ontology annotation, molecular function: UFM1 conjugating enzyme activity.
CAACUUUCCCAGUGUCGUCUUCGUAAAACUAACGCCUUCUUCCUCGAUAGAGACGAAGUCAAAGAACACUAAAAACUAAUCGAAUUUGUCCAGGAAUUCGGGUCUGAUAAUGGAGGGUUGGGAUCCGAAUACGAAGUCAACGCUCACGCAGAUCCCGCUGCUGACGACGAAGGCCGGCCCCCGUGACGGCGGCGCCUGGACGCAGCGGCUGAAGGAGGAGUACAAGGCUUUGAUCGCCUACACGUCGAUGAACAAGUCCAAGGAUAACGACUGGUUCCGGAUCUCCGCUGCCAAUCCGGAGGGCACUCGCUGGACCGGCAAGUGCUGGUACAUUCAUAACCUCCUCAAGUAUGAAUUCGAUCUCCAGUUCGAUAUCCCCGUCACUUAUCCCGCCACCGCCCCCGAGCUCGAGUUGCCCCAGCUCGAUGGCAAGACCGAGAAGAUGUAUAGAGGAGGAAAGAUUUGCUUGACAGUGCAUUUCAAACCAUUGUGGGCGAAAAAUUGCCCGAGAUUUGGCAUAGCGCACGCACUCUGUUUGGGUCUGGCACCAUGGCUCGCGGCAGAAAUUCCAGUUCUGGUUGAUUCUGGCAUGAUUAAGCACAAGGAUGAUGUAGCCACAUCAAGCGAAUCUUGAAAUUUCUGUUCUUCGUUGCAGAGACUGAUAAUGUUUCCAUCAGCUCUUCUUUUUCUUUUUUUCCCUUUUUUUUUUUUGGAUUAUAGUGUAUGUGGAAGAAGCUAAACUGAUAAUUGAGAUCUAACACUGGAGUUUCCAGGGUUUAUUUCAGUCUCACUGUUUACACCCCCAAAUUUAGUUGCUAUGAAAGACUAUUGAGCUUAAAGUUUUUAUCUGACUUUCAAU